Messenger RNA from Anastrepha obliqua, 3318 nucleotides. RefSeq names its product dynamin-like 120 kDa protein, mitochondrial (gene Opa1). Gene Ontology annotation, biological process: mitochondrial fusion. Gene Ontology annotation, molecular function: GTPase activity; GTP binding; microtubule binding. NCBI's taxonomy places the organism in Eukaryota, Metazoa, Arthropoda, Insecta, Diptera, Tephritidae. Bases 155 to 3079 code for a protein of 974 amino acids. Gene Ontology annotation, cellular component: microtubule; cytoplasm; mitochondrial membrane. The record is from RefSeq and is a predicted model, not a curated record. The transcript has 16 exons.
UAGCUAUAUGUCAAAUUAGGAGCAACACAAUCGAGUGAAAAAUAAAAGUUAUAUUUUCACGGUCUGCGAAAAUAAUUAUUUUUCCAACUAAUUUGUUGUCCGUAGCGCGUAUUUCACGCGUAUAAGGAUCGGCUCAAAGAUACUACUAGCAAAUAUGUUACGUGUAUAUUUAAGGAAGUCACAUCGGGAAACCGCCCAACGUGCCACAUACCUCUGCACAAAAGUCAUAUGCUCCAAUCAUUCCACGCUAUGUAACAAAGCUGUACGUCGACCGCCGUACGACGAAUAUGGUCGACAAGCACAAGGUCAACAACGUGCUCCUGUUGACUUUCUUAGCCCUCAACAGUACGGUAGAUAUGGUUGGUAUGUCCCGCCGUCGCGCAAGUACGGCAUGUUAGUGGUCCGCAUUUUACGAGGAGCUUUAAAACUUCGAUACAUUGUACUUGGUGGAGCUAUCGGUGGAGGGGUGUCGCUGAGUAAAAAAUAUGAAGAAUGGAAAGAUGGUCUGCCAGAUAUGAAGUGGUUGGAAGAUGUCUUACCGCAAGGUGAUAGGUGGAGUAAUUUUUCAAAAAAAUUGAUAGAAGUUGGCAGUGUAAUGAAGGAUGUUGUUCAAAUAGAUCCUAAACUAAAGGAACUCGGGGAAGAGAAGAUAUCAGAAUGGAAAGUGUGGUUCGAUAAUCGUCUGGAUGAUGCAAUAGAAGCCGCGGAUUAUCAAGGCAGCAAUGCUAGUAUCACUGAAUCUAAAGAUGAUAUUAAAUCCAAAUCAACUGUAUCGGCCUUGGGCCUAUCGAAAGACGAAAGCCGUAAAAAGUAUGAAAAUUUGCAAACGCAAGUAGAAACACUGCAAACUGAGAUUAUGAACGUGCAAAUUAAAUACCAGAAAGAAUUGGAAAAAAUGGAACGGGAAAAUCGAGAAUUGAGACAACAGUACUUAAUACUCAAAGCCAAUAAAAAAACAACAGCUAAAAAAAUCAAAAAGUCGCUGAUAGAUAUGUAUUCAGAGGUGCUUGAUGAACUUUCAGGCUACGACACAAGUUACUCAAUGGCGGAUCAUUUGCCACGCGUUGUUGUUGUUGGCGAUCAAAGUAGUGGCAAAACUUCUGUAUUGGAAUCCAUUGCGAAAGCACGCAUAUUUCCGCGAGGCAGCGGAGAAAUGAUGACGCGCGCACCAGUAAAAGUAACACUCGCAGAAGGGCCAUAUCACGUAGCCCAAUUUCGUGACUCUGAUCGUGAAUAUGAAUUGAAUAAGGAAUCUGACCUAUCAGAGCUACGGCGAGAAGUUGAAUUACGAAUGCGUGCUUCUGUCCGUGGUGGGAAAACCGUCAGCAAUGAAGUAAUUUCGAUGACAGUAAAAGGUCCUGGUUUGCAAAGAAUGGUUUUGGUAGAUUUGCCUGGAAUAAUAUCGACAAUGACUGUUGACAUGGCGGCUGAUACAAAGGAUUCAAUACAUCAAAUGACCAAACAUUACAUGAGCAAUCCGAAUGCAAUUAUUCUAUGCAUUCAAGACGGUUCAGUAGAUGCCGAACGAAGUAAUGUGACAGAUCUCGUGAUGCAGUGUGAUCCACUAGGACGACGCACCAUUUUUGUGCUAACCAAAGUGGAUUUGGCGGAAGAGCUUGCUGAUCCUGACAGGAUUCGAAAGAUUCUUUCGGGCAAAUUAUUCCCUAUGAAAGCACUAGGCUACUACGCGGUUGUGACUGGGCGCGGUCGCAAAGAUGACAGCAUUGAAGCCAUCAGGCAAUACGAAGAAGACUUUUUUAAAAACUCGAAACUUUUCCAUCGGCGAGGUGUUAUAAUGCCGCAUCAAGUGACUAGCCGAAAUCUAAGUUUAGCUGUAUCUGAUCGAUUUUGGAAAAUGGUGCGUGAGACAAUAGAACAACAAGCCGAUGCAUUUAAAGCUACCAGAUUUAAUUUGGAAACUGAAUGGAAAAAUAAUUUCCCUCGACUUCGAGAAUCGGGAAGAGAUGAAUUGUUCGACAAGGCUAAGGGCGAAAUCUUGGAUGAAGUGAUCACGCUUUCACAAAUAUCAGCUAAAAAAUGGGAAGAGGCCCUGACGGAAAAGCUGUGGGACAAGCUAUCUAAUUACGUUUUUGAGAAUAUUUACCUGCCGGCCGCACAGUCAGGUUCUCAAAACUCCUUCAAUACGAUGGUGGAUAUAAAGCUGCGGCAAUGGGCAGAGCAAGCUUUGCCAGCCAAAUCGGUGGAAGCAGGCUGGGAGGCUCUUCAAAAUGAAUUCAUAAAUUUGAUGGAAAAGGCGAAAAAGUCACCGGACCAUGAUGACAUAUUUGAUAACCUCAAAGGAGCAGUGGUAGACGAAGCCACUCGUCGACAUUCAUGGGAAGAUAAGGCCAUCGAUAUGCUGCGAGUUAUACAGCUUAACACAUUGGAAGAUAGGUUCGUUCAUGAUAAAACUGAGUGGGACCAAGCUGUAAAAUUCCUAGAAACUUCUGUAAAGGCUAAACUUGCACAGACUGAAGAGACCUUGAAUGAAAUGCUGGGUCCGGGGCAAUUUACGCGCAUGACGCACUGGAAAUCGCUAACAGAAGAUCAAUCUAAACGUCGUUACGUUAAAACUGAGCUGGACAAAGUACUGAGAAAUGACGAUAAACACUUACCCACUUUGUCCUAUGACGAAUUAACGACAGUUCGGAAAAACUUGCAGCGUGAUGGCGUUGAAGUCGAUACCGAUUAUAUUCGGCAAACGUGGUUUCCCAUUUAUAGGAGACACUUCCUCAAACAGGCACUUCAUCGUGCAAACGACUGUCGUAAGGCUUACUAUCUAUACAGUCAGCAGGGUGCAGAAUGUGAGAUAAGUUGUAGCGAUGUUGUGCUUUUCUGGCGCAUUCAACAAGUGAUUAAAGUUACUUCGAAUGCAUUAAGACAGCAAGUCAUCAACCGCGAGGCGCGUCGCUUAGACAAAGAAAUAAAAGAAGUCUUAGACGAGUUUAGUGAUGAUGAAGAGAAAAAGUCGCAGUUAUUAACUGGAAAGCGUGUCACACUCGCAGAGGAAUUAAUUAAAGUCCGGCACAUACAAGAGAAAUUAGAGGAGUUCAUCAACUCUCUUAAUCAAGAAAAGUAACAAUUCAUCGCAGUCGUAGAUCUCUAGUCGUAAAUUCGAACUCAUUGAAAUAACUCCAGGAUUCUGACGAAAAAAUUUCAGUUAAUAUUGAUUCGUUCACCAUUGUGAUUUAUUUAUUUAUAAUUCCGCUUGAUUGUUAAAGCGUGAGAGAAAUGAGUAAGUGCGUGUUGGUAAGCUUCAAAAAAUAUAAUUUGAUGCCUUAACUGAUGUUGAAAAUAAAAAGAAAAGUAUGACAAACA